GGGAACAGCUCACUCUCCCUCUUCUAGGUAGAAACACAGCAGACUAUUUCCCAAAAUGGAAAGAUUUCUGUGGCCUCUAGUAAUCUUUCACAUCAUCGUGGGCAUCGUUGGUUUGCCCGGUAACACUCUCAUCAUUUUAGUGUGUAGCAGGAAACGACAGAUCAUGAGUCCGCACGUCUUUAUUCUCGCUUUGGCUGUAGCGGACCUGAUCGUCUGCCUCUUCACUCCCGUCACUGUAUACCACUGGUACAACAGGCUCAACUACACCAGUGAUUUCUUGUGCCGUCUUGUUGUCAGUGUGACUUUUGUCACAGUGUACAACUCUUGUUUCUUAACAUCUGCCAUCGCGGUAGACCGGUAUCAGGCCAUUUGCCGACCCCAUCGGCGCUGGAUGACCGUCCGGCGUGCCAAAAUUGCAGCAGUAGUCUGUUCGGUUUUGGCGGUGCUCAUCAGUGUUCCAGUAUUUGCAUCGUACGACAUCAGUCCGUAUGGCCAAGUCGCCGAGUCAGGAGAGUGUGCCAUCAGCAAAAACGUACCAACCUGGCUGAUACAUUUAAUGACCACGAUAAUUUACACUGCAUCUUUAUGCACCCUUGUCGUCAAUAUCGUUCUCUACGGAAUGACGUACCGUGCUAUCCGUAAACAAGUCACUGUGCGGCCUGGUCAAGACAGUGCUAAUGGGUCAACGACUAGCCACACCUUAAGACGUACCCGCUUUGUUCCCACAGUUUCAGGGUUAUCUUCACAAUCUCAUCAGGCGGAACUUAACGUUAAUACAUGCGACCAGGUUUUGAGCACUUCCGGGCAAAACCUGGCAGUAUCUUCACAAGAUCAUGGUCGACGACAAAAACAUCCAGAACGACACAUUCAUAAUUUGCAGCCACAGCAACAGCAGAAGACAGAAAAGAGUGCCAAAUUCAUUCACAAGAACUCCCCCAAAAAGUCAGCGAACUGGCUUUCCAGUAAAACAACAAGCAUCAGCAACUUAAAUGGAAAUCAACGACAGCAGCGCAGAUUUCGCAGCAAGACCACCAAAAUGCUGGUUAUCACCACUGCCGUAUUCUUUGCCACGUGGCUGGUGGCACUUGUCAUUGUGUCCCUACCACAGCACAUUCAUAAAUACAUCUACGAAAGCAACCAGGUUGGUUACUCGUUCUUAUAUCUGUUUAAAUAUGGUUUCUACUUGAAUAAUGCCGUCAACCCAUUUAUUUACGGCUUUGUGAAUAAACAAUUCCGCGUGGAUAUGAGGAAGACGCUGUCUGCCCUCAGGUGCUGCUGGCAUAACAGUAAUCGGGCCACACACAGAAACUUGUUAAAUUGA
Acanthaster planci (crown-of-thorns starfish) is the source of this 1321-nucleotide messenger RNA. RefSeq lists its product as uncharacterized. Gene Ontology annotation, molecular function: G protein-coupled peptide receptor activity. Gene Ontology annotation, biological process: neuropeptide signaling pathway. Gene Ontology annotation, cellular component: plasma membrane. The record is from RefSeq and is a predicted model, not a curated record. NCBI's taxonomy places the organism in Eukaryota, Metazoa, Echinodermata, Asteroidea, Valvatida, Acanthasteridae.